AUGGAUGACGCAGCUGCGAAACACUGGUAUGUCCAAGUUGAAAACUCCGAAAAGGAGAGCUUCAUCCAGAAAGCAGCGGAGGUCGCUUUGAUUUGUGUCGCAACGUUUGACGUUGGAGAAGAAUGCCUUCUUGAAUUGCUGAGCGCCGAGGAGAAUGUUGCUAUCUUUAUAGAAUGCUCCAUCAUGAUCAGGGAAAACAUCCACACGGUCGAUCCCGAGGACCAACUGCACGCUAUUUGGUUCCUUACUUGGAAACGCAUUACUUAUACAGGAAUUGAAGCUCUCCUGAACACAAUAACUACAACCAAGUGCCUCGAUACAGCGAUUGGCCAUUGCCGGAACACAGGGACGUUACAUGAUCCACAACCGUGGCUGGUAACAGAAUUCCAUUGGGUAUUUACGAAGAGGCGAAUUCCUGGUUCGACAGAGCAUAGAAGGGAUUACUUCAAUGUCCUGACUGCUGAGUUCCUAGUAAAUGGGUUACCAUCGGGCAAACUUCCCCGGGACAUUGAGGAACAUGAAGCAUACUCUACAUUUUUCGGCCAUGCACGACUUGACGUCAAUGAGUGUAGUGAGAAAGGCAUGCAGUAUCAAACUGUACACAAAAUACAUGGCCAUGACGUUUCAUUGGGUCUAUUAGCGACACCAGAGUCUUUCCAAGAAAGCCUAGGAUGCGAAGAGAAUCCUGACUUCAUCAUUGCUGCUACAGCAGAUAGUGGCUGUCAAUAUGACCUCGUUCCUGGACGGCUAUUCCAUAAAGCGCUACCUAACGAAUUUUUUGAGAAGCACGUCCAUUGGCUUUUCAGAAAAGGUAGAAAUAUGGUCAUUGAGUUUCGCCCAAAACACUUACCGUGGAAACACGAAGGCACGAAUUGGGUGCUGCAUAAAGUUGGCGACUAUUGGCAGCUGGCUGAACCAAGUGGUGGUCUUCUGGUUGAUACGGCUCGUGAAGCAUCGAAACAAGUUACGGACGCUUUUGCCUCUCUAGCGGAGCCAGAGGAUAUACACAUCGUCUAUUUUCCUCGCACUAAACACCUGGAAGUCCAUCUACCCAGGCUUCAACUAGAGUUCUACAUAGAAGAGAAAUCUUCGCGUAUCCUCUCACGGCAGUACCAGGGCAUGUGGGUUGACUCUUGUCAAGAUAUUGACACUCUCAUUGGCUUGCACCAAAAGCUAGUCUUACGUGAUGAAAGAUCCCACAGGCUUUUGCUUAUUCCCGAGGGUGAACUUAAUCUCGCCACUCCAGAGAUGAAUGAUACCCAUGUAUUCGUUACUAUUGAUGUGCCAAGUUGUGGGAAAGUAUACGCUUACGAAUUGGACACCUACCUGGGGAAACUUUGCGGGAGAGAUUUUGAGAGCAUACUUCGUCUAGCACUUCUUCAUGGAUACACUUCUGGUUGUGUGCCUGACCCUUUCACCGGAUACACAGGCACCGAGCGAGCUUUACAAAUAGUCCGCUCCGCAGAAAUUAAUUCUCCCAGAGCUGUAUCCCCAGGUAUGUUUAAGCUACUACAAAAAAUAGGCAAACUCAGCGAGCAGUGGAAAAUAUCAACCCCGAAGAAUGGACUAAAACGCCAUGGUCCAUGUGAAGAUGGCGAGUCAAUCCAGCUAGAGUAUCACGCCGGCCUGCUGGAUAAGCCAGGGAAGUUCUUUCCUAAAACUUGGUUCUCGGUAUGCACUGAGCUGAUUCAUAAUCGAAGAGAAAUCAACAAGCACAAAGCUAGCUUUUAUAUUGCUACUCUAGCGUUCUCGCCACAUGUUGUUUUGGAGUUGGUUCAUAUUCUCACCGGCGCUUUAUACUUGCCAGCUGACGUAACACCACCUAUCCCUCAAGCUAAGAAUUUUGAUCUGAGCAGAGGAAACCGGCCGAAAACCUCUGAUUUAAAAAACGCAAUUAAUACAGCGAGGAUUUCUUCACAAGCAGGAAAGAGCUUUCGAGACACUGUGCGAAAUAAAAAAACAGGGAAGGGGCAGGGAAGUAACGGCGCACAAGACAGCCCGAACAAGACGAGAGCAGAGUAUACGAAAGAAAAUACGAAACUUGCGGAAGCUUUUAUUGAACAAUGGGGCAGGAUGGAGGUUCAGUGGCCAAAAAAUCAUGAUGACCUGCAAAGGUAUUACAACAAAAACAAGGUUAUAUCCAACGUCGAGACCAUCUUCCGGCAGGCAUCCGAUAAUGCAAAAGUUGACGAACACUUCAAAAAUUGGCACGGACUUAUAUAUUCCAAGUCUCAAAAGUAUAAAAUAGAUCUAGAUGAAUCACGAAGCGAGAAAACCCCCCAACGGACAGUACACCGCGUUGACCAUCGUUACGUCUUCCAGGUUCACACACCACCCGCAAUACCAAGCAACAUCGAUAGUUUUCUGCAUGUGAAGACAUCGGGUUCCGUUCAACCAAGCUCUCGGGUUUGCUCUCUCGUACAAAGGUUACAGAAAAGCGCCUCAACUCCAUAUCAAGUCACCUAUUCUAGAAGCCUAGAUGAAAGCAGACGAGCAUUAGAAAGAGCCAAAGGAGAGCUGCUCUUGCAGGCAUCCUGGCAAGAGUUUCAGCCACAGAUACUUCGUCGCCGAAAUGAAGCGAAGAAAGAAUUUGAGGAUCAUUUACUUGGUAUCAAAAAAGCACUUCUUCGCGGUUCACUACCGCAAAACAGCUUGACGGAACUCAACACUGCGGCAAUACAACCCAACCUACCCCGAGUCUGCACUCAUUUCCUUGUUGAACAACUUGCGUCAAAUGAUCAGUUGCCGUUGCAAUGGAAACGAGAGCUUGCAAUAUUUGCUACUCGCCUAUCAAAAUGGCAGAAUUGGGAUCGACUGCUUCUUCUCCCAGGGACUGCGCAUAAAGAUGCUCUAAAACAAUUGCAUGGGCUUAAGCCUAGGACUUGGGACCCCAUGAUGCACCCUGAAUGGUUAGUAUUUGAAGUCGAGAAUAACAUUAGCAUUCGCGAUAUUCAGAUUGAGUUUGCCAACGCCAUGAUGAAUCCCCCGAAUCGCCAUAAUUCCAUUAUGCAACUUAAUAUGGGAGAAGGCAAGUCUUCGGUCAUUGUGCCUAUAAUAGCAACGUCGCUCUGCAGGAAGGGAAAUCUCGUUCGCCUUAUUGUGACCAGGUCACAAUUUGCCCAAAUGUCCCAAAUUAUGACGGCGCGACUUGGUGGCCUAUUAGGACGACGCAUCUAUCAUCUUCCCAUUUCUCGGAACAUGACUCUCACAGAGGCAUCUGUGGGCAAGCUCCACAAAAUUAUACAGGAUUGCGUGGAAAGCAAAGGCAUUCUCAUUGUUCAACCGGAGCAAAUUUUGUCUUUAAACCUCAUGAUAUCUGACUAUUCAAGCAAGUGUUCCGAGAAAGCGAGAGAAGUCCUUUACGACAUUAAACAUUUACUGGAUGAUAGUUGCCGAGACAUUGUUGACGAAAGCGAUGAUGUGUUUUCGCCCAGAUAUGAGUUGGUUUACCCUCUAGGUAAAGAGCAGCCAAUUGAUUUCGCGAGGGAGCGCUGUUCUAUCAUUUCACAGAUUCUGACCAUCGCUUGCAAAAAAGCGGAGGCAAUCGUGGAAGAGAUGCCUGGUGGGCUAGUGAUUUCGCCCGUGGGGCCUGGGAGAUAUCCCAAACUAUCUCUAGUUACUCGGGAGGCCUCGGAGCUCCUAGAGAGAAGAAUCGCAGAGGAAAUUUGUCUCACCGGCUUGAUCGGCUUUUCUAUAUCUCAAACGAGCUCAUUCUCAACUUAUAAAGAAAAAAUUCUCGAAUUUUGGACAAAUAGAGCUCUCAAAGAAACGACUAGGGAGUUUAUUGAGAAGGACUUAUGCUGGGCACCUCAGAUGACGAGUUUCUUAUACCUUAUCCGAGGUUUAAUUGCUUGUGGAGUGUUGUCUGCGGCCUUGCGAGAUCGCUUCCGUGUAAACUAUGGUCUUGAUAAGACCAGAAUGCCGAAAACGGAUCUCGCAGUGCCUUACAGAGCAAAAGAUACGCCCAGCGUAGGUUCCGAAUACAGCCAACCGGACACCGUUAUUACUAAGACAUAUCUUGCUUAUUACUACGACGGACUAAAUGACAGGGACCUGACAGAAACACUCAUGCACCUCCUUCAAUCUGACCGGUCGCAUAUCGAAUACCAAGAGUGGGUGAAGGCGGCUCCAGAUCUACCCAAGGCCUGGCAUGAUGUAAAAGGAAUCAAUCUGGAAGACACUCAGCUAUGCAAGCGAGACCUAUUCCCUCGUUUAAGGUCUCUUAGAGUUUGCAUUGACUACUACCUGUCGUACAUUGUCUUUCCGAAGCAAUUAAGAGAAUACUCGGAAAAGAUUUCAGCAUCAGGUUGGGAUAUUGGGCGCUCUAAGGAGCUGGUAACGACUGGAUUUAGCGGUACACACGAUUUGAAACCACUUUUGCCGCUGACAAUGAGACAACAAGACUUGAUAAGUCAGGCUCAUACCGAUGCUUUGGUUUUAGAGAAAAUGCUGGGAUUGCAUAAUCACACGCACUUUCUUGACCCUCCAAACAGUUCUAGAAUCUCCGAGGAUUUCUUGCAAAAGAUUACGACCCAGGAGCCAGAUAUAAGAGUCAUCAUUGACGUUGGUGCCUACCUUAUUGAUCUCACAAAUGAGCAGGUGGCGAGGACUUGGCUGGGUAUCUUACAAGGACGAAACCUGAUGAUAGAUGCUGCAAUCUACUGCGACGACAAUGGUGAUUUAACUGUGUUGGAUAGACACGGAAAGACCGAAAGUUUGCAGCUAUCGCCAUUCGCCAGGCAGAUGGAAAGGUGCGUCGUCUUCUUAGAUGAAGCUCACUCACGAGGAACAGACUUAAAGCUGCCAUCAACAUCCUGUAUGCGAAUGCGGCUUCUCGGAGAUGGGCAGUCCGUUAUAUAUUGCGUGCCGAAUGAUAUUCAGUCUCAGAUCAAAGCUUCGGCAAACCGGAGCACUAAACAGCCUCCGUCUAUUGAAGACAUCAUCUACUGGUCUAUUGAGCAGACUGCAAUAGAAACUGGCCAACUCCUGCCCAUUUGGGCGAAACAAGGAGGCCAAUAUGUACAGCAGUCCAAAACAUGGGCCCAAAUUCGCGAGUCCCCAGACAUGUCUCUAAGAAGAGCAUCAGCAAAUGCCUUCAAAGAAACCGGCAUUCGCACUAUAAAAAGCUUAUACCAGCCGCAAAAUAGCUUCAAUAUUCCCACGGACGACGAUAAUGAGAUGGCCGUUCUGAUCCACGAACGGCUCAAAGAGUUUCAACACCUGGGUGCAGUUGACAACGGGUGUUCAGAAGAGAGAGAACAACAGCGUGAAACAGAACAGGAGCAACAGCACGAACUUGAAGCCCAAGUUACGGAACAACGCCAUUUGCAUCGCUCCAGAAUAUGCUCAGUAGCUACACACGAAGUACACGCAGACGUUGAAGCAUUUGUGAAGUUUGGGACGCUCAGAGAUCACGGAGUUGGAAUUAUUGGAGCCUUCACAAGUCUAUCUGACACAACAGCUGCUUUGCAAUUUGACCUAAGAAACUUUCCGUCACAACUUAAAGUCUCUAGAGACUUUGCAAAUGUUGUCAGAGAAACCGCGGGGACCAGCCAAGAGCACUGCGACUUGUUCAAAAGACCUAUACAUCACAUUCUUACCACUGCCGGUGAAAAGGGGAUGAUCACAAAUAUGCUCAUCAUUAGCCCAUAUGAAGCCGAAUCAUUGUACAAAAUGAUAGAAAAGUCAAAAACAACCAAACUGCACAUCUACGCGGCUCGACAAAACAGCUCGUAUAUGCCUGUUGACGAUUUGGAUCUUUAUACAAUCCCUACUUCUCCGAUCAAGCGCCAGGUUCCUCUACACCUGAAAAUAGAACUCAAUCUCUUCGCUGGUCAGCUCUACUUUGCCUCCUUCAAGGAGUACACUGAUGUGUGCACCUACCUCGGCAUUGCAUGGAAUGAUACAUUCACCAACACGGACUCUGACGGGUUCAUUAUCAGAGGCAAAGGCGGUGAUGAGGUACCCGAUUGCCUCAAUUUGGCUGCAAGUCCGAUCCCGUUCCUAAAGUCGUUCAUUACAAACGUCCGGCACUAUGGUAAUAAUAUCUCAAAGACGCAUGUGGGAAAGAUGCUCAACGGCGAGUUCCUGACGGAGAGUGACUUUCCCAAGCGACAGAAGAGAAAGCGAAAUGAAGAGGCUGAGAAAGAUGGCCUCCGGUCAGUGAAGCGAGAGAAGGUGAAUGAGGAUCAGGGGAGCAUGUUCGUGAAGCAGGAAGAGGAUGUGGAAAUGGAGGGUUGA
Messenger RNA from Metarhizium brunneum ARSEF 3297, 6240 nucleotides. The record is from RefSeq and is a predicted model, not a curated record. NCBI's taxonomy places the organism in Eukaryota, Fungi, Ascomycota, Sordariomycetes, Hypocreales, Clavicipitaceae.